Schistosoma rodhaini is the source of this 1086-nucleotide messenger RNA. NCBI's taxonomy places the organism in Eukaryota, Metazoa, Platyhelminthes, Trematoda, Strigeidida, Schistosomatidae. The record is from the annotation of a GenBank genome assembly.
AUGACAACAAUUGAGUAUGGUGGAGGGCCAUCACUUGAGCAACGUCGGGCAUUUGCAAAUUUGGAAGAGGGGGGACAUGUGCCUGGAUAUAUGGGAUUUUGUCCACAAUUUAAAUAUAGAUAUGGUCAUACUUUUGGUAAAGAAACAUCAGAAAUAGCUAAAAAUCUACCAUAUUAUUUUGGGCCAAGAAUUCAAGGAUCACAUCAUUUUUACCCUGUUACUAGGGAGAAUAAUAAAUUUGAUCCAUUAAGAUCUAAGUUUAAUGAUGAUGUUCCUGGAAGAAUGUUACCAAAAUCAACAGGAGAUAAUAAAUAUACAGAAGGAAUGGUACCAGGAUAUUCUGGUAAUAUACCACAAAUGAAUUUUAAAUUUGGUCGAACAUAUCGUAAUCUAUCUGAUGAAUGCGUUGAUCAAUUAGUUAAAGAAUAUAAAUCUUCUGAGUUAAGACAAAACAGAUUGAAAGAAUCAUCCAACUGGAUGACUAAUCUUCAUCCUGUAACAUAUGAUCCUUUAGUUAAGAAUCAUUUAAAUAUAUGGACUGAUGAUAUGGUUAAGAAGAAUUCUGAUGUUCAUUCGUAUAUGAGUUCAACUGAACCACCUAUUCCAGGUUAUAAAGGUUUUAUACCUCGUAUGGAUACAACAGAAAGUGGUUUAGCUAAACGUUUUCAUGAAGCUGCUCAAAGUAGUUUAGAAACAUUUGGAGCUGAAUGUAAAAAUCAUUUUGAUCAUAUGGAUAUGCCGAUGACUAGAUUAGAUAUUUCAUCACGUCCACAUAGUUCAAUACCAUAUACACCAAAUAGUAAUUAUUAUAGUGCAAGAAUAUUUCAUCAAGAAGGUAUGAUCCCAGAUUAUGAAGGUCAUAUACAUGGUAAGUGAACUACUCUUAUUAUUAUUAUUUAGAUUAAAGUGAUGUAAUCUACUUGUUACUAUGGAACUUUUUUGUUUUUAUAUAAGUAACCAAAUGAUCCAAGCAUAUUAGGUAACCAUUUCAGUCAAGUAAACCUAAAAUGGUGAAAAACACUUGUCAGUUCUCUUGAACAUGUAGUGAACAAGAAUACAACUGUGGGGACAAUUGAAUGUAUUUAA